AUGCAACUAUCUUUAUUCCUUUACUAUUUUAUACUACAACUUCCAUUCACUAUAAGUGCACUUCAAGUUAAACGUGCCUCUAGUGACAACCCGACCACCUUGACUUGGCCUGCUCCGUUUUCUUACGAGAAAGAAGAUUGUCCUUUUUAUUGGGGAGACCGGUGUCCCCAAGGUGACAAUUACCCUAAACCUGACUGGGCCCCAAAAAUAAAAACUUUCCAAUACGUAUACUUGAAUUAUGUUCAAGAUAGAGAGGAUUUGUACGAAGUAAUGAUUGAAUUUGAACUUUACACAGAUAACCUUCCAGCAGGAGAUUUGGUAAGUAUAACUUUUAACAACCUCCGGACACCAGAAGAUUAUAUCCCUAAUCCCCAGCUGGCCCUUGCUAAUUGGUUGGAUGCUUCCGAGUCAGUUUCUUCGUCACCUUACCACUUUUUUGUUAAAUGGGUAAUGCAAGCUGAAUAUAAUGGUUAUCAGUUGUGUACUACUCCGUUUCUGAUUAAAUAUCUGUGGACUCCUCAAAUUCCAUCUUUUAAACGUGCCUUGGCAGUACCUAAUGCUGUGGUAGAAUAUGUUCAUGAUUGCUACGGUGAAUACCCUAUUCAAUGCUGGGAUCAAAUUUGUGGUAAGAAGGUAAAUGCAGAACCAUCAACAAUAACCCUGACGCUAGCAAACUUACCACAACCAACUGAUUGCCCUGAUUCAUAUGAGCCAAUGAUGUGUAAUUAUCAAGGUUCCGGGGACGGAUUGGAAAUAUUUAGAUUUGUUUCAGUACAUCAUAUCUCAGAUCUCUUGUAUGAGGUAACUAUUGAGUUUCAACUAAAAGAUUCACUUUAUCCUGUGAGAGAUCUCCAAGAAAUUACUAUUGAUCAGCUAACAACCCCAGGUAAUUAUCUUCCAAACUUGCAGCUUUACGGAAAUGGUAUGGAUCCAGUAGGAGAUUCACCAUACCACUGGUUUUUUACCUUUGUAAUGGAAGCUGAAGAUAUGGGUAAUUUUGUAUGUGCAACGCCCUUCUCUAUUUAUUAUCAAUGGUCAGGGUUUUCCAAAACAUAUAUUCACAGUUGUGGAGAAUUAUUAGAUGGAAUCUAUGAUUUACCACUUCAAUGUUGGGAAAACACUUGUGUUAAACCCUUGCAAGAGACAACCACCGAAUCGGAAAAGGAGUCGUCAACUGAACCUAUAGAAAUCGAAUUGACAGAAUCCUCUGAAGAAACUUCCACUGAGGAAACGUCCACAGAAAAUGAAGAGGAUGAAUCUUUUACCGAACCAGAGAAAGAUUAUUCGACUAAACUACAAUCUGAAUCAUCAACAGAAUCAGGAGAAGGUACAUUUACAGAAUCUAAUCAGGAUAGUUCCAGUUCAGAAGAUUUUUCUGAUCCUUCUUCUGAAAUUAUCACAGAAUCAUGGUUUGAACAAGUCUCAACACCAUAUCCAACCAGUGAGCUUACAGCCAUUUCAAGUGAACCGGGUACUGAUAUAUCUUUCAGUAACAUCCCAACUCAAUUACCCUUCCCAAUAGAACUGCCUAUAGUGCAUCCGGAAAAUCCAAUCGAACUGAAUUCUGAAGACUUGACUGAUCCCAAUACGAACGAACCAACUGACCCAAUGACAAGAGAACCAAUGGAUCCAGGUGCAGAUGACCCUAUUGAAUAUAUUACCGAAGAAUCAACUGUUACACCUACCUAUGAACAUAGUUAUCCAUCCACUGGAGAAACAAAUAUUUUAUCUACUGAUGAAAACUCUUAUCCACCCACUGAAGAACAAACUGAUGAAUCUACCAUUCCACCCACUACAGACAUGUCUCAACCAGAGACAAAAACUACCGAGGAACCAUCCAUAACAUACAAUACAAACCAAACUGGUACAGAAGAACCUACUAGUCUAGUUAGUAAGGGAUUAAGUGAGACUUACUCUGAAGAUCCACCUGAGCUACACUCUGAGUCAUCAACUGUUUUACCUACCGAAGAACCUACCCUAUCAGAAAAUCCAACUAUCCCAAUACUUGGUGAAGUCACUUUCACAGUAAUUCAAUCCUCUGAUCAACCUCCACCACCAUCAAUUGAAACUGUUACUGAAGCAAAUGCCGAAACUAAUAUAAAUCCUACUAUCAGAACAUUCCCUGAAAGUUUUACUUCUGUGAAUUCUGAUCCUCCUCCAGUUACGAUAACUUUGACUGAAAUUAUUACUACUACGAGUAUCGACCCUUCCAACCCAAAUGUCUCAGAAACUUUGAUUUUGACUGUGAUUACAACUUCUAUUGAUGUACCUCAAGUAGUAGUUACCACUACGGUUUCAAGACCAGAUACUACCUAUGUUACUACUAUUACUGAACCAUAUAAUCCUCCUGUCAUAGUUACCACUACAGUUUCAGAGUCUGAUAGCUCAUAUGUUACUACUAUUACUGAACCAUAUAAUCCUCCUGUCACAGUCACUGUUUCAAACCCUGACACUACUUAUGUCACCACAGUUACUAAUCCAUACUAUCCACCACCUACUGUCACUACAAUUGUGAACCCUGACACUACUUAUGUUGUCACAGUUACUCCUCCAUAUGUUCCACCAGGUGUUGUUACUACCAUUACAAACCCAUACACUACUUAUGUUACUACUGGACCAUACAACCCACCAGUUGUGGUUACUACAAUUGUAUAUCCUGACACUACUUUAGUAGCUACUGUUACAGGACCAUAUGUUCCUCCACCAUUUGUUACUACAGUUACUGGUGCUAACACUGUCUAUGUUACCACAAUUUCCUAUCCUCCAGUUUACCCACCAGUCCCAACCGGUUCUCAGCCAGGAGGAACUACUCCAGGAAAUGUCAAUCUCGAACAAGGAGAAGAACUUCAAACUCCACCUUCAGGAGGUAAUUCAUAUGCUCCAGCAAACUCAAAUGAUUCUUCUGCUAAUCUAGAACAGAAUGAAGAACUUCAAGUGCAAUAUCCCGAUGCUAAUACAAAUAGUCCAUCUAGUUCUAAUACUUCUCAAGGUGCUCCAAAUGUACCAGCUAACUUCAAUCCAACUGAGGAUGUAAGCAGACCGGAAAAUCCAAAUGACCCAACAACUAACUCAAACCAGACAGAAGAAUUACAAGCUCCAGUUUCUGGUGAUGAUCCAAACAGUACAGAAAAUGCUAAUGCUCCUGUUGGUAAUCCAAAUGAUCCUUCAUUACAAAAUGACGAAGAAUUGAUACAAGACACAAAGGUGUUCAGUUACACAAGCGCUGUUUCUACAACUAUAGUAUCACAUGGCACCACCUAUGAAACAUCUAUUCCAGUAAUUUAUACAACUACUGUUCCACAAAAUGAAAUUCCUGAUGGUAUUCCUGAAGUUUUAGUUGCAACUGCUAAUCCAACAUCACCAGAUUAUGAUGACACACUGAAUGCUAAUCCAGAUCUAGAAGAAUUGCUUGAAGGGUUUGAAGGUUUAGCCUCUGAUAUUUCUAUAAACACAUUUAUGUUAUGUUUAUGCUUGAUUUCUACUAUAAUAUUUGUAUAAUAAUGUAUAACUGGUAUUUAGUUUAUGUAUCAAUAAAACUACAAUUGAAUUAUUGACAAAGUAAAUGGAUUUAUCAAGAUUAUCUAGCACCUGCCUCGAUAAUUAUAGAGAUUGAGUAAGGUAACCGUCAAAAUGAUGGUUCUGAGUUGGUUAUUAUGAAAACGAUCUAGAAGACGAUUUCAAAACCAGCUCCAUUGAGUUAAUGGCUGCUUCUUUGUUUAUAGUCCUAGUUUUAGAUGGGGUUCUCCAACCAAAACAAAUAACUGAAGGAGUCUUUAUAGAGUACAUCUGGAACAAGAAACGGCAAUUGAUUUCAUUCCUUAGUAAUUUUGCUCCAAGUUAGUAUCUUUCUAAUUAGAUUGUAAUAUAUCGCCGUAAGGUAAACAUCACGAGCCGCACCAAAGAAUGUUGCAUCUCAUAAAAAAUUUUCGAUUUUGUUUGGAACC
Messenger RNA from Spathaspora passalidarum NRRL Y-27907, 3944 nucleotides. RefSeq lists its product as uncharacterized. Lineage: Eukaryota; Fungi; Ascomycota; Pichiomycetes; Serinales; Debaryomycetaceae. The record is from RefSeq and is a predicted model, not a curated record. Bases 1 to 3498 code for a protein of 1165 amino acids. The transcript has a single exon.